AUGGGGAAGGAAUUUUACAACGACGUGCAACGUCUCGUGAAAAAGCACGACAUCAAUCAUUAUUCCACGUAUCGCGCUAUAAAGAUCGCGGGCCCGGCAAAGUUCAAAACGGGCGACUCGGUACGCGUCAGCAAAUACAAGACAAUUUUCGAGAAGGGUUACACGCCGAAUUGGACCACCGAGGUGUUUAAGAUCGUUAAAGUGCAGCAUACCAAUCCCGUAACCUACCUACUCGAGGACUAUCGUGGAAAAUCCGUCGCUGGAGCGUUCUACGAGUACGAGUUGCAUCGCGCGACUUAUCCUGACGUGUAUCUCGCGGAGAAAGUACUGCGCAGAAGGGGUGACGAGGUUUACGUGAAAUGGUUGGGAUUCGAUGGAUCGCACAACUCAUGGAUACACAAGGACAAUGUGAUUUAA
Molecule: messenger RNA, 417 nt
Organism: Temnothorax curvispinosus
Lineage: Eukaryota; Metazoa; Arthropoda; Insecta; Hymenoptera; Formicidae
Exons: 2
Coding region: 1-417 (138 amino acids)
Source: RefSeq, a predicted model, not a curated record